CGCUCUCUCGAGGAAAGGGGGCCCUUCUCGGGUGUGUGUGUGUGUGAGACUUUGUUGUUGAGGUUGCCAAGCGUUGAAGGAAGCAUUUACGAACAGAGCGCCGGAGCACGUCGGAGGGGCGUUGAUUGUGCGCGGUGAAUGUUGUUGCUAGAGCUCCAUAACGGUUGCGACGUUGUUGUCUCUUGAUGUUGUUCGUUGGGAGGCGCGGAAGUGCGGAAGCUCCUGUGUGCUGUAGCAUAGUCUGGCGCUGUGGACGUGAUCAUCGAUAGCAAUGAGACAUAUUUUCCCGGAACACGCCGGGCAGUUUUCGAAGAGGAUCAGCGAUAAGGUUUUAAAAAUCGAGAACUCCGUUCCGAAUGAUAAGCGAGCCGGAGAAUGCGUGAAGCUUGGGGAUAGGAGAGUUCUGCUGAAAAUGCCAGGCAAUAGAUUGAAGUCAGCCAGCUCCUCUCAUCAAGCGCAUCAAGUGAAGGAUCUGAAUGGCAGUGACAACAAAGUGCAGGAGACGGUUGAGAAUGGUCGUGUGAAGGACGAAGAGGAAGGGUCGGAAGAAGGUCCGAAGCGACCCCAGCCAGAUGGAGUGAACCUCCAGUGGGGCCAGAAGAAACGAACGCGCAACAAUAAAUUUGACACUAAAGCUAGUGUGGAGGAGUCAUCAGGAGCUAAGAAUUCGAUUUCAAGGCCAGGUAGGCGUGUUGUUAGGGCUGAAAAAGUAUCUCCUUCACAAGUCAAAGCCCCAGCUGUCGCCCCUUGCUCGCAGUUGCCACUCAAAUCGAUCAACGGAAGCAGCAGGAGAGAUAUCAGAGAUGCAGAAGGAAAUGGAGCGACAACCACUGCCAAGAAUUUAGAUGCAAACGGUGUCCUCGAGAGUGAAGCUAACGCAGCUAGAAAUGCCGAUUUGAGCUCGCAACCUCCACUUGCUAAUCCUGAUAAGACAUCUAGCGUCCACGCUCAUACUGCAGCUCUCCCAACUGUCAGUACAAGACCUGAUGCGAACAGUCACCUGGAAAAAAUCGCACCCUCUGGGAAAGUUGACAUGGAGCUCUUCCAGUGGCCGAAAUUUAUUAUAUCUUUGACUCGGAAAGAAAAGGAGGACGAUUUUUUUGCGAUCAAGGGAUGCAAGCUCCCAAUUAGACCCAAAAAGAGGUUGAAGCAUGUGGAGAGGACUCUUCAGGUUAUGAGUCCUGGGAGCUGGCUAUGUGACUUAACGAGGGAGCGGUAUGAAGUACGAGAAAAGAAAUGCAUCAAGAAGAGGCCGAGGGGUCUGAAAGCCAUGGGCAGCGUAGACAGCGACUCUGAUUAGGGAUUUUUUGGACUGUACAGUAGAUCUGGAUCCACUGGAAUGCACAUUAAAGGAACCGUAUUUCCAGAUCUAACUGCAAACUUGCAUUCUUUUUUUCUCUUCUCCCAAGUUUGUAACAUUCUUAAAGAUCAGGCACCCACGUACUCUUCGGCUAAACGUCUGCACGGAGUUGUAUUGUCAUUAUUAAAACUUGAAUUCCUUCUGAUGUAGUCGACCUUAUAGCCAUUGUCACAUGAUGCCAUGUACGAAAGUAUCAAUGAAAAGGUGUUCUCAAAGGUGGAUGAUAUAUCAGCCCUUGGAGUAUCGGCUUGCUACAGUUUGGAGCCCAA
Molecule: messenger RNA, 1629 nt
Organism: Physcomitrium patens
Lineage: Eukaryota; Viridiplantae; Streptophyta; Bryopsida; Funariales; Funariaceae
Source: RefSeq, a predicted model, not a curated record